GACAGACUCGUCUCAAGGCAUUCCCCAGCUCAUCAGUAACAUCAAUGCCUGUCAGGUGAUAGCAGAGGCUGUCAGGACCACUCUGGGUCCAAGGGGGAUGGACAAACUGAUGGUCGAUGGCAGAGGUAAGGCCACAAUCUCUAAUGAUGGAGCCACCAUCCUGAAACUUUUAGAUGUGGUUCACCCUGCAGCCAAAACAUUGGUAGACAUUGCUCGCUCCCAGGAUGCUGAGGUGGGAGAUGGCACCACCUCUGUCACCCUACUGGCUGCUGAGUUCCUGAAGCAGUUGAAGCCGUAUGUGGAGGAGGGUCUCCACCCUCAGACCAUCAUCAGAGCCUUCCGCACUGCCACCAACCUUGCUGUUAGCAAGAUUAAGGACAUCGCUGUCUCUGUGAAGAAAGAUGAUAAACAAGAGCAGCGACAGUUGUUGGAGAAAUGCGCGGCUACAGCCAUGAAUUCCAAGCUGAUUGCUGGCCAAAAGGAUUUCUUUUCCAAGAUGGUGGUGGAUGCUGUCGUGUCUUUGGACGAGCUGAUGGCUCUAAAGAUGAUUGGCAUCAAGAAGGUGCAGGGGGGAGCCCUGGAGGAUUCCCAACUGAUCUCUGGAGUAGCAUUUAAAAAGACAUUCUCCUAUGCUGGGUUUGAGAUGCAGCCUAAACGUUAUGAGAAUCUCAAGAUUGCUUUGCUAAAUGUGGAGCUGGAGCUGAAGGCUGAGAAGGACAAUGCUGAGGUUCGCGUCUCCUCAGUGAAGGAGUAUCAGGCCAUCGUGGAUGCAGAGUGGAACAUCUUGUACGACAAAUUGGAAAAGAUCUACAAGUCUGGCGCUAAGGUGGUUUUGUCAAAGUUGCCAAUUGGUGACGUGGCCACUCAGUACUUUGCUGACAGAGAUCUGUUCUGUGCUGGCCGAGUGCAGGAGGAGGAUCUGAGAAGAACCAUGAUGGCAUGUGGAGGCUCCAUUCAGACUUCAGUAGGAGAUAUGACAGAUGAUGUCUUAGGACAGUGUGAAACUUUUGAGGAGGUCCAGGUCGGAGGAGAGAGAUAUAACUUCUUCAAAGGCUGUCCCAAGACAAAAACAUGCACCAUUAUUCUGAGAGGUGGAGCAGAGCAGUUCACGGAGGAGACGGAGCGAUCGCUGCACGAUGCCAUCAUGAUUGUGCGCAGAGCCAUCAAGAAUGACUCCGUUGUCGCAGGAGGAGGUGCUAUAGAGAUGGAGCUGUCAAAAUACCUUCGUGACUAUUCCAGGACCAUCCCUGGGAAAAUGCAGCUGUUGAUUGGAGCUUAUGCCAAGGCCCUGGAGAUCAUUCCAAGGCAGCUGUGUGACAACGCUGGCUUUGAUGCCACUAACAUCCUGAACAAGCUACGUGCCAAACACGCUCAGGGUGGCAUGUGGUACGGUGUGGACAUCAACAACGAAGACAUUGCAGACAACUUUGUCAACUGUGUCUGGGAGCCUUCUGUAGUCCGAAUCAAUGCCCUGACAGCAGCGUCAGAGGCAGCCUGCCUCAUCCUCUCAGUCGAUGAGACCAUCAAAAACCCUCGCAGCACUGCGGAUGGCCCUUCAGGUGGCGGUGGCAGGGGCAGAGGACGCGGGAGACCCCAUGCUCACUAAUGGGAAGCAGGAACAGAACCUUAUUCUAAACUGAUCAGGUCGUCGUUCUUGAGGUUGAGAAUCCGUACAAUAAUUUCUACUGGGCAUCUUCUCUUGGGAGACAACAUGAAAAGUGGCACUGACGUGAUUUUGCAGUUUGAACCAUUUACUGGUUGCUCUGUGGAAAACUAUUUAUUGGACCAUUCACACAAUAAAUUCACAGCUGAAAUCAAA
Molecule: messenger RNA, 1819 nt
Organism: Cynoglossus semilaevis (tongue sole)
Lineage: Eukaryota; Metazoa; Chordata; Actinopteri; Pleuronectiformes; Cynoglossidae
Gene: cct7
Product: chaperonin containing TCP1, subunit 7 (eta)
Exons: 12
Coding region: 98-1606 (502 amino acids)
Biological process (GO): protein folding
Molecular function (GO): ATP-dependent protein folding chaperone; ATP binding; ATP hydrolysis activity
Source: RefSeq, a predicted model, not a curated record